CCGGUGUUUAAGGUUGCAAAAGUGAUUUGUUCUUUAGUUUUGGAUAAAAAUCGUGGUAAAAAUGAAGCAACUUCCUGAGCUCACCAAUUUACGACCAAAGUACAAGCAAAUACCGGAGAAGCAGAAUGAGAUCCUGGCGAACCUGGGACGUCCGCACAUUGAUUCGUUCAACUACAUGCUGCGGGAGGGCAUCGAGGACAUGCUCCACCGGCUGGAACCAUUGAAUUUUGAAAUGCCCAACCAAAACCGUAUCAAACUAAGUGUUGCCGACAUUACCAUCGCCAACCCAACCGUGCCUACGAGCUUGGUGGAAGCGCAGGAGAAGCGUGUGUUCCCAUCCGAAUGCCGCCAGAAAGGGGACCUGUACGGGGGGAUGUGUACGAUCACGCUCGAUUGGGAAGUGGAUGGUAUCCAACAACCGUCAGUGACGCGUGAAAUGGGCCGAAUUCCGAUCAUGCUGCGCUCGGACGCGUGCAAUCUGAAGGGUCUUUCGCCAGCGGAGCUGACCGAACGCGGUGAGCACGCGGACGAAUGGGGAGGUUACUUCUUGGUUGGUGGCAAUGAGAAGUUAGUGCGCAUGCUGAUUGCGACACGCCGCAAUUAUCCCGUCGCCAUGAAUCGAAAUGGUUGGAAGAAUCGUGGAAAGGAUUUCAGUACUACGGGCAUUAUGAUUCGUUGCGUUAGAGAGGAUCAACAGUCAACGAACAAUGUUCUUCACUACGUUCAAAAUGGUACGGCAAAACUGAUGAUAACCAUAAGAAAAUCGCUCAAUUUUAUACCGAUCAUGUUACUACUGAAAAGCCUCACCAACUACACAGACAAUACUAUCUACCGGAAACUAAUCACCGGUUACGAGGACGAUCAAUACUACAAGAGGUGCAUUAUGACAAUGCUGCGAGAUUUGCACGCCGAAAACCUUCACAACGGGCAGCAGUGCAAGCAGUUCUUGGGCUCGUUGUUCCGCUACCGACUAGGACUGGGCAACAUGCCCAAGUGGUACUCGGACGAACAGGCGGGCGACUAUCUGCUCAAACAGGUUUUGCUUAUCCAUCUGACCAACAAUGAGGAUAAAUUCAACCUGCUGGUGCUUAUGAUGCAAAAGCUGUUCGUCGUGGUGCAGGGCAAGGCCCACGUGGAAUCGGUCGACCACAUAAUGAUGCAAGAGCUCUUUCUCGGUGGAUACAUGUACCAGCAGCUUUUGCGCGAAUUGUGCAUUUCAAUGCUGUUUAAUGUCCGUCAAAACCUACUCAAACUGUGUCCCGAUCAAGACUCGCUCACUGUGACCUCUCAUGAAGUGAUGCAGUCUUUGAAGAAUGUGUCCGGAUUUCAAGCACCCUUCGUGCACUUCUUGUCCACAGGAAACCUUACCAAAGCUGUCGAGAUGGGCGUAAUGCAGGAUUCCGGUCUGGUGAUAAUUGCGGAGAACAUUAACCGCAUGCGCUACAUGUCGCACUUCCGGGCCGUCCAUCGUGGCUCGUUUUUCUUGACGAUGCGAACCACCGAGGCGCGCCAGCUUACGCCGGAUGCGUGGGGUUUCAUCUGUCCUGUGCACACUCCCGACGGUACGCCUUGUGGGCUGCUAAAUCAUAUGACUUCCGAUUGUACCGUAUCGGUAGUGCAGGAUCCGGAUAAGGUGAAAAACAUCGAGAAACACCUGGUAUUGCUCGGUAUGCAGCCGAUCGAGUUCGUCGGUGAACCUGCCCUUGGAACCAGCUUGCCCAUGCGAGAAUCCUAUACGGUGCUGCUGGAGGGCAAAGUACUUGGAAUGCUUCCACGGGCCACCGCUAGCCAAGUGGUGCAAAAGUUACGCUUGCUGAAGAUCGAUGGUGUCAUCCCGAAGACGACCGAGAUCGUGUUCGUGCCGGCUCGGGUAGGUGGCCAAUUUCCGGGCAUUUUCCUGUUUGUGGGUCCGUCCCGCAUGAUGCGCCCGGUAAAAAAUCUUACCUACAAUCGCAUCGAACUGAUCGGCACGUUCGAGCAGGUGUACCUUGACAUUUGCAUCACACCGGAUGAAGCCUACCCGAACCUUACGACGCACAUGGAACUAUCGAAGACAGCUUUCCUGAGCAACCUGGCGCAGCUGAUUCCGAUGCCGGACUGCAACCAGUCGCCGCGUAACAUGUACCAGUGUCAGAUGGGCAAGCAAACGAUGGGCACGCCGUGCCAGAACUGGGCCAAGCAGUGCAUCGCCAAGAUGUAUCGACUGCAAACACCUGCGACACCCUUGUUCCGCCCGGUGCACUACGACAACAUGGACAUGGACAACUUCGCCAUGGGCACGAACGCCAUCGUGGCCGUCGUUUCGUACACCGGGUACGACAUGGAAGAUGCCAUGAUUAUCAACAAGUCGGCGGAAGAGCGUGGCUUCGCGGCCGGAACCGUCUACAAGCACGAAAAAGUGGAACUCACGGACGAGAGCUUUUUCGCGCGCGAUCCGCGUGACCCCAGCCUGGCGAUAUCGCUGGACAACGAUGGGAUGCCGUUCCAGGGCGCUGAACUCACCGUCGGUACACCCAUGUACUGCUACUUCAACGGAAACGACCACCAGUACCACGUGGUGAAGUACAAGUCGUCCGAGAACGGCAUCGUGGACAACGUAAAGCUGGGAUCGCCGAUCGACACGGUAAGGAGUGGGAAGCUUAACUACAGCGAGGUCAAAAAGCUGUGCAUCAUCACUUAUCGCAUCUCUCGCAAUCCGAACGUUGGCGACAAGUUCGCCUCCCGUGCCGGUCAGAAGGGAAUCUGCUCGCAAAAAUGGCCCGCCAUCGACCUCCCGUUCACCGAGUCGGGCAUGAUUCCGGACAUCAUCUUCAACCCACACGGCUUCCCGUCGCGUAUGACCAUCGCGAUGAUGAUCGAAACGAUGGCCGGAAAAACGGCCGCCUGCCACGGCUUGGUGCACGAUGCCACGCCGUUUCGCUUCAACGAGGAUAACACCGCCAUCGACUAUUUCGGGCGGCUGCUCGAAUCGUCCGGCUACAACUACUACGGCACGGAGCGGAUGUACAGCGGUGUCGAUGGGCGCGAGAUGAAGGCGGACAUUUUCUUCGGCGUCGUGCAUUACCAGCGUUUGCGUCACAUGGUCAGCGAUAAGUGGCAGGUGCGCUCGACCGGCCCGAUCGAUCAGUUGACGCAGCAACCGAACAAGGGUCGAUCCCGUGGAGGUGGCGUUCGCUUCGGGGAGAUGGAACGCGACGGGCUACUGUCGCACGGAGCCUCUUUUCUGUUGCAAGACCGGCUGUUUCAUGGGUCGGACAAGGUGACGGUACUGGUUUGCCGUCGCUGCGGGACACUGGUUGGCCCGAUCGAUACCGUCACCAAGCGGUUGGCGAGCAGCUUGAACGAGUUCCAGCACACACCCGCCACCUGCAGGCUCUGUCAGGACGAUAAAGAAAUUGGCCACCUGGAAAUCCCAUACAUCUUCAAAUUUCUCGUGUCGCAACUCUCGUCGAUGAACAUCAACGUUAAGCUUCAAUGUUCUUUUCCCGAUUUGUAACCCCAGCGUUUUAAUUCGUAAGAAAUUUAUCCAUUAAGAUGUUCGUUAAUGAUCGAAACGAAUACAAGUAAACGUUCUGUACCGUGGUUGUUCAUGGACAAAUCAAUUCGUUUUCAAUAACAUGUGUAUAUUUUCAAUAUAUUACUU
Messenger RNA from Anopheles coustani, 3643 nucleotides. It is a transcript of the gene RpI135, whose product is annotated as DNA-directed RNA polymerase I subunit RPA2. Gene Ontology annotation, cellular component: RNA polymerase I complex; nucleus. The transcript is spliced from 4 exons. Gene Ontology annotation, molecular function: DNA-directed RNA polymerase activity; DNA binding; ribonucleoside binding. The coding region runs from base 62 to 3496 and encodes 1144 amino acids. NCBI's taxonomy places the organism in Eukaryota, Metazoa, Arthropoda, Insecta, Diptera, Culicidae. The record is from RefSeq and is a predicted model, not a curated record. Gene Ontology annotation, biological process: DNA-templated transcription.